Molecule: messenger RNA, 1774 nt
Organism: Bombina bombina (fire-bellied toad)
Lineage: Eukaryota; Metazoa; Chordata; Amphibia; Anura; Bombinatoridae
Gene: SLC61A1
Product: major facilitator superfamily domain containing 5
Exons: 2
Coding region: 85-1443 (452 amino acids)
Biological process (GO): molybdate ion transport
Cellular component (GO): membrane
Molecular function (GO): molybdate ion transmembrane transporter activity
Source: RefSeq, a predicted model, not a curated record
UGUGUAGUUCCGGGAUGGUUGUCAAAGAGGUGUCAGAAGGAAUUUGUUCGAUUUCUAUCAGGAUGCCUCUUCGGUGAAAUAAUCAUGUUGCUGACGGCAUAUUUGUUUCUACUGGGGUUGCUAGCCCUGUGGGCUGUGCUGGAAUUUUCUGCCUGCCACUCUAAGCCAUCAGCUGGCAGCAGCGCCUUGGGCAAUCCAGCAUUCAGACAGUUUCAGCAUGACUUCUAUCGAGCUUACUUUCCUGCUCUGGCUGCGGACUGGUUGCAAGGCCCAUAUCUCUACAAACUUUACCAACACUAUAACUUCCUGGAGGGGCAGAUCGCCAUCAUUUAUGUGUGUGGUUUUGGGGCAAGUGUGUUAUCGGGUCUGGUGAGUGUUCCUUUGACAAAUCGCCUGGGCCGCAGAAAAUCAUGCAUCUUAUUUUGUUUUCUGCUAGCAGCAUGCUAUCUGUGCAAAUUGUCCCAGGACUAUUUUGUACUCCUAACUGGGAGGGUGUUGGGUGGUUUUUCAAGCUCAUUACUCUUCUCUUCCUUUGAAGCAUGGUACACACAUGAACACACUGAGCAUCAUGACUUUCCAGCUGAGUGGCUUCCUCACACGUUUUCCAGAGCAGCAGUUUGGAAUGGAGGGAUUGCUGUGGUAGCAGGAGUUACAGCUAACGCCUUUGCAGAGUGGUUGGGACUGGGGCCUGCCUCGCCUUCUGUGCUGGCAGUGCCACUUCUGGCUCUUUCAUUAGCUCUGGUUAUACGUGAGUGGGAUGAGAACCAUGGACACAGCAGUAGUUUCUCCCGGGUUUGUGGUGAUGGAUUGAGAUGCCUCCUGAGGGAUAGACGGGUAUUGCUUUUGGGUGCCAUACAGGCGCUGUUUGAGAGUGUGGUUUAUAUUUUCAUCUUUCUUUGGACUCCAGUACUGGAUCCUCAUAACACACCACUUGGUAUAGCCUUCUCCAGCUUUAUGGCCGCCAGUGCAGUAGGUUCAUCAUUAUAUCGUCUUGCUACAUCCAAGAAAUAUCAUUUGCAGCCAAUGCACAUACUUUGCCUGUCUGUCCUCAUGGUCUUUUUCUCCUUAUUUAUGCUAACCUUCUCAACUGGUCCAGGCCAGGAACGACCAACAGAGUCUUUCUUAGCCUUUCUGCUUAUCGAACUAGCAUGUGGCCUCUACUUCCCAGCUAUGGGCUUCUUGAGGCGACGGCUCAUCCCAGAAAAAGAACAAGCUGGGGUACUUAACUGGUUUCGUGUUCCCCUGAACCUCCUUGCUGGACUAGGGCUUCUUGUGCUGCAUGACAGUGACUACCAGAGUGGUACCAGGAACAUGUUCAGCUUGUGUGCUGUUACAAUGUUGCUGGCUCUGCUCAGUGUUGUGAGCCUUUUCUCCAUGGUAAGGAAUGACCCUGAUUUACGGAUACCAAGCACAGAGACAGAACCAAGUGGAUCUGAGCUUUGAGUGUGUGGAUAGUUGCUCUGUAAACUGCAUCAAAUACCAAAGCUUUGCAGACUGAACAGAAGUAGAAAAAUGAACUUCUGGAGAUAUCAUUUUUUAAAUAAGGUGUUUAAGAGAGAUUAUGGACCAGUGUGUGAUAAUUAUGAUUCUCAAUGUCUUUUAAUACAGCAACACAGAAAGCAUCCUUUUGAGUAUUUUCUCUGUUUUACCUUGUCUUGCUUGGGCAGCCUCAUCUGUUUUAUGUGAGAACUUGGGGGGGGGUGACAAUUACCUUUUUCUGAAAUUUUUGUUACAAACUAUUAAAAUAAUUCACAAAAAGCAAUUCUUAAAUGUU